AUGACCGGCCGAGGGAAAGGAAAAGCGUCGGGCACCAAGGCAAAGAGCAGGUCCAGCCGAGCAGGUCUUCAGUUUCCAGUCGGCCGCAUCCACCGACUCCUUCGCAAAGGAAACUAUGCAGAGCGUGUCGGGGCGGGUGCUCCCGUGUACUUGGCCGCUGUGCUCGAGUAUCUAAGUGCUGAAAUUCUAGAGUUAGCCGGAAACGCCGCUCGUGACAACAAGAAGACCAGAAUCAUUCCCAGACACCUGCAGUUGGCCGUCCGAAACGACGAGGAAUUGAACAAACUUCUAGCUGGUGUAACGAUCGCCCAGGGCGGUGUUCUUCCCAACAUACAGGCCGUGCUGCUACCCAAGAAGGCCGAGAAGAAGCACCAUUGACAACAUCAAACCAUAAAAACGGCUCCUUUAGGAGCCACCAAACCUCGAAAAAAGUCGUGAUCAGUGAAAAAAUCCAUUUACUCCAAUUGACACUCGUACAUGCACACACAAGCGCUCGCGUCUUUACUUUGUCAUCGAUCAAAACAAAUCGUUUCAGUUCAGCUAGUGUCCAUCGCUUACAUUCCGUAUUUUUGAUCCCAAACUAGUAAAGAAAUAAAAAGCAAAUAAAAAUCAAACAGACGGAAUGAAAGACAAUUCAAAUCAGCUUUGGUUUUUUUGGAAACAUUGCCGGCGACUUUGUUUUCCUUUCGUUUGGUUGGACGACGGUAAUUUGGAUUUGCAAAAUGCCUCGACACAUUUGCAGCCCGCUCUUGUCUCUCUCUCUUUCAAUUGUUGGAGUGUGGAAUUUGCGAAUUGCAUAAACUGCUUUCCUACCUGUCAAGACAGAGAAACGCAUUUGAGUUUGAAUGGUACGAUCGCUGAUCACAAGUUUGCGUGGUUGUUGCAAACCCGCUUUAAUCUUUUCUAUUCCUUGCCAUCCCCGUUCCAAUAAGGAACGAGGGUUUUAUUGGGGCUAUUUUUAUUGGGGCUUUUUGGGGCUAAUUUUGCAUAGCAAGACAAGCGACUCGAAAUGUGUGUGUUAAUGAAAUGUGUUAAUGAUCAGAACUAACGUACUUGGAGAACGGUGCGAUCACGCGUGGUUCCAUUGCGUGGAAACGUAAUAGAAUUUGAGUAGAACGUUCGCUGAACCCAGCUUUGCACGGCUUUUGAAACUCCAAUUUACUACUUCCUAUUUCCUGCCAUCCCAGUUCCCUGUUGGAACGAGAGACUAUUUGGCACACCACGACAAGCGACUCGAGUUACACUGCAUUAACGCUAACACAAGGAUUAGGAGAAACGUUGAGAGCAGAAAAAUAUCGCCCUUUGACUCGUUGUUCAAACACAGGGUUUGACCAUCACUGUGGCUGAUCACGACUUUCGCAUGAGGUGGUGGCUCCUAAAGGAGCCGUUUAUCAGUUCUCUGAGGUUUCCGUGA
Messenger RNA from Pocillopora meandrina, 1414 nucleotides. The record is from the annotation of a GenBank genome assembly. NCBI's taxonomy places the organism in Eukaryota, Metazoa, Cnidaria, Anthozoa, Scleractinia, Pocilloporidae.